This is a messenger RNA of Lobosporangium transversale, 2246 nucleotides long. RefSeq lists its product as hypothetical. Gene Ontology annotation, molecular function: protein binding. The transcript has a single exon. NCBI's taxonomy places the organism in Eukaryota, Fungi, Mortierellomycota, Mortierellomycetes, Mortierellales, Mortierellaceae. The record is from RefSeq and is a predicted model, not a curated record. Bases 242 to 2122 code for a protein of 626 amino acids.
CGCCAACACACUUUCUUCCAGGCUCCCUGUCCCAAGAUCACGAGUAAGCGGGGGCCCUGUACAUCAGCAUUUAGGGCACUCAGACCAUCCUUCGUCGCCUCUUGCAAAAUUUAAUCACAUUGGUUCCAGCACUGUAUCUUCGCCUCGGCCAUCAUCCGCAUCAAGUGUACAUGCGGACCAAAAGGCUGUUGUACGUGCCCAAUCUCAACGGCAGAGCGGGGAGACUCAAUCAUCUCAGCGAAUGACUUCAUCAUUUACAGACCGAAUACAAGCAACAAGUAUGAGUAGUUCACAUGGAAUGAUGAAUACCAAAAAACCUCCGCUAAAUCACUCCAUGGAAGAGGUAGGAGCACAGAAAAGCCCUAUCGUUGACGAAGCUAAAGCAGCUGUGAAUUUGUUUGACUUGGAUACAGACAUGGAUGUCGAUCAUGACGUGCCUCAGCAUCUGGAUCUUUUGAUUGCCAAUAUCUCUGGCGUAAUAGCCUCGCCUAUUAAACAACCCGGUAGCAACAAUUUCUCUCAGGAUCAGCAACAAUCGUUACAACGCCUUUCAACUCCUGCAUGGCGGAGUCCUCAGCAAAGUGAGUCGACAAGAGCGACGCUUAUCCAGAAUGUUCAAGGAGUGGAGAGACCAGCCAGCGCUAUGCAAAGGACUUUUAGCCAGGAGAAGGAGCUCUCGGAUAUAAAUCAGGUCUCAGACUCACCGCGGAGGAUUCCUGGGAAAGUACAUUCACAGGCGAAUGAAUCUACGACAUCCACAUUGCGCGGUUCGUCACAGCUACAACAGCAUUCGUUUCUACAGUCUAGCCAACAAGAGUAUCAGUCAUCCCGCUCAUUAAAACAAAGCCCCAUUCGUGGUCAAAGUGGGCUAAUUAAUGAUCUUCAGCCUUCACAGCCAUCACAGCAACACUUGGAUAUAAGCCUACAUGGGAUAAACGGAGCGUCUGUUGGCAUGGUGGCCAUAGAGACAGAGGAUGAUACUCAUAUCAGAAAUACAAAACAAAAGGCCUCACCGCUACCCAAGAACAGUUCUCAAACAGUAGACCACCACCAGUCAUCAGGACAGAGCAAUGAUAGUGACAUUGAUGAACCCUAUCUACUCCAGUCCAAUAACACUUCACAGCACUGUAACGUCCAAGCAAAACCCUUACCACAGGAGCCACAACAAUUCGCCCAGCUUCAAUCGCCUAAGACUCCAUCUCUUCGUUCCUUUUCAUUCGGGACUGACCAUACAUCCAACUUGACGUCACGGUCUCAGUCACAGUCACAUCUAGGCCCCCAGAUGCAGGAUGAGAGAGGUGAUAGCCGAUCAUCGGCUCAAGACAAGCCUUUAAAGCAUAAAUUGGCAGCUUUCGCUCGUAGCAAUGGCACUGAAAGUAAUGCACAUGCCAUGAGCUAUGAUGUUGAAGUACAUUCUAAGGACCAAGAUCUCAGUAAGGAGAUAUUUGAGGGCGCACGAGAAAUGGACGUCGACACUGAACGUGAGACAAAAAAGAUAAAUCAACAUCGCUUUUCAUCACAGCAGAACCAAAUGUACGAACAAGGACGACAACAGGGGCAACUGCAAGAUAUCUCCCAAGGUGGUAACAACAAUAAUAAUCACACAGUUAAGCAGAGUAAUCAUGAAACCACCAUGGCAGGUAUAAGUUCGGGAGGUCAUUCAGACGAACAAGACCACGUGGAAGUCCCCUCUACCAGCUGUAUUACGGCCACAUCAAUGUCAUUUUCUAUGCGCCGCGAGCCUUGUAAUCGUCCAAAGCUACAGUCCCAGUAUCAGGACGCAGCCUCCAGAGCCCCGCCACAUCUUGGGAAAUCAUUGAACCAAGCCAUCAUGCAUAAACAAGCCGCAGAAGUCGAGAGAUCCACUGCCAGGACGCGCUCCAACCGCAUGGGGAUUUGUGAAGAAGUGGAAUAUAACCUUCGCAAAAUGCUUCAAAUGCGAAAGAGUGGGAUUCUGCCUCAUCCAGGUUUCGAUGUCUCCUCUGCGAAGCCUCCAGCUGUAUUUUUGACACGUUGGAUCAAUUAUGCGCGCUACGGAGUUGGAUGGCAUCUCACAAAUGGCGUUAUUGGCGUCUUCUGCAAUGACAAAACUACUCUUGCAGUAUCACCAAAUGGAAUGUAAGUCCUUAUCUCCUUAUCUUUUAGUUACCACUUUUUUUUUUUAGGAUGUUUUCAGCAUUGUAAACGGAUCUAACUUGGCUAUGAUGUUUUUACGAUAGCGAUCUUGAAAUUAUGGAGCCGCCGCC